Messenger RNA from Peronospora matthiolae, 207 nucleotides. NCBI's taxonomy places the organism in Eukaryota, Oomycota, Peronosporomycetes, Peronosporales, Peronosporaceae. The record is from the annotation of a GenBank genome assembly.
AUGGAUAUUCCGGAUGGAUCAAUCAAGUUUGCCCAUGGGUGGCUUUACGAAUUCCAGCAGCGCCACAGGCUAAGGGCCGUCCGUGGAGAGAGCGGUUCAGCCGAUGUGGCUGGACUUGAAGCAGCUCUACAAGAGUUGCAAGCAGCCGUCUCCAAGUUUGCUCCCCGUGAUGUGCACAACACGGACGAAACUGGUAAGUUCUCCUGA